CGUCGCUGACGGACCGGGGGGAAUCGGACGAUGGGCCGUCCAGCUGCUUAGACGAUAGACUUAGACGGACUGAAGCCACGGAGCUUCUCGCGGCUUUUCCCUUUCUGUUCGGUCUCCAGCGUCAGUCGCACAUGAUGGAGAAAGUUGUCAUCGUAACGGGAGCUAACAGCGGCAUCGGUCUGGCCCUGUGUGAAAGGCUGCUCUCUGAGGACAGCCAGCUCCGGCUCUGUCUGGCCUGCAGAAACAUGGAGCGAGCCGAGGCGGCCCGCGCCGCCCUGCUGACGGCUCACGGCGGCGCCCGCGUAGACUUACUGCCCCUGGACGUUGGAUCUGUGCAGUCAGUGAUCGGUGCUGCGGAGGAGGUCAAGGCCAGGUACAGCCGCGUCGACUUUUUGUAUCUAAACGCAGGAAUUAUGCCUAAUCCAACGGUGGACGUCGGAGCAUUUUUCAAAGGUCUCUUUUCCAGGAACGUGGUCAACAUGUUUGCAACAGCAGAAGGUCUCCUAACCCAGCAGGACCAGCUCAACUCAGACGGCCUUCAGGAAGUUUUUGCCACUAACCUGUUUGGCCAUUUUCUCCUGAUCAGGGAGCUGGAGCCGCUACUGUGUCAGCCGGGUCACACCUCUAGGUUGGUGUGGACAUCCUCGAGCAACGCCAGGCGCUCGGCCUUCAGCAUCGAGGACAUCCAGCACAGGCGAGGGAAGGAGCCCUACAGCUCCUCCAAAUAUGCUUCGGACAUGCUCAGUUUAGCGCUCAACAGACACAAGAACGAGCAGGGGCUGUUCUCCUCCGUCAUCUGUCCGGGCCUGGUGAUGACCAAUUUGACCUAUGGGAUCCUCCCCUCCUUCUUCUGGACUCUCAUCAUGCCCAUCAUGUGGCUGAUCCGGAUUUUCACCAACACCUUUACGCUUACGCCGUACAAUGGAGCUGAGGCGCUGCACUGGCUGUUUCUUCAAAAGCCAGAGGCUCUGGAUCCGAGAGCAAAGUACCACAGUCUAACAUCCGGGCUUGGGACCAACUACACUGAACCUCGCAGAAUGGACCUUGAUGAUGAAAUGACUGAGGUCUUCUUUUCAAAGCUUCUUGAGCUCGAGAGAGCAGUCAGAAGAAACCUUAGAGAAAAAAGUGCUGACGGCGAACAUUAUCAGCAGUAUCUCAAUGAGAUACAGUAGCAGUUUUUUGAUGCAAGGUUUCUCUCUCUGGAAACAUUAUUUUCACUGCUAUUCUUCUUACUUUUUACCAGAUCAAACAUGAAAUCUUUUUUAUUUUCUUGAGAUUGAACUUCCUUUACCUUAUUGCUGACACCCCAGGGUAAGAUGUGUAAAAAUAAAUGUAUAUUUUUGUCUGAUUCUUAA
Molecule: messenger RNA, 1355 nt
Organism: Fundulus heteroclitus (mummichog)
Lineage: Eukaryota; Metazoa; Chordata; Actinopteri; Cyprinodontiformes; Fundulidae
Product: 3-keto-steroid reductase/17-beta-hydroxysteroid dehydrogenase 7
Exons: 9
Coding region: 132-1172 (346 amino acids)
Biological process (GO): cholesterol biosynthetic process
Cellular component (GO): endoplasmic reticulum membrane
Molecular function (GO): 5-alpha-androstane-3-beta,17-beta-diol dehydrogenase (NADP+) activity; estradiol 17-beta-dehydrogenase [NAD(P)+] activity; 3-beta-hydroxysteroid 3-dehydrogenase (NADP+) activity
Source: RefSeq, a predicted model, not a curated record